AGCAAAAGCGGCUGUGGCUCAAAUUCUUACACGAGGAACAAUGAACACGCAUCGUUUUGAUAAUCCCACAAAAUUCCCACAAAAUUCUAAGUAUAACGAACCCAAAAAAUAAAAUAAAACAUAUAAAGUUUCAAGCUUUUUUCGCUGUUGAAGGUUCAUCAAUGGAGGUUUUUAGAGCCACUAAUCCUUUGUCUUGGACUACUUCCAUCUCUAAACCCCCUUCCUUUCAAUUCUCCCCCAAUUCCCAGGGUUUUGAGGCCAGAAAAUUUAGUCUAGUAUGUCUCAGCAAAGAAAAUGGGUCUGACCCUUCUUCUAAGGACAAUCAGAUGGUUGUAUCAAUAACGGGGGCUACUGGGUUUAUUGGUAGGCGUUUGGUUCAAAGAUUACACGCAGAUAAACAUCAAAUUCGUGUCUUGACGCGAUCCAGAUCUCAAGCUCAGCUUAUAUUUCCCGUCAACAAGUUCCCAGGCAUUGUGGUUGCAGAGGAAUCAGAGUGGAAAGACAACAUUCGAGGUUCAAAUGCUGUCGUAAACUUGGCUGGAACGCCUAUCAGUACAAGGUGGUCAUCAGAGAUUAAAAAAGAUAUCAAGGAAAGCAGAAUCAAGGUCACUUCUAAGGUUGUUGAGCUAAUAAAUGACUUGCAAGCUGACACUCGGCCUUCUGUUCUGAUCAGUGCAACAGCAGUUGGUUAUUAUGGUACAAGUGAGACGCGAGUGUUUGAUGAGAAAAGUCCGUCAGGAAAUGAUUACUUGGCUGAGGUUUGUCGAGAAUGGGAAGCCUCAGCAGUGAAAGUCAGCAAAGAUGUAAGACUAUUACGUAUUCGCAUUGGCGUGGUUCUUGGGAAAGAUGGAGGUGCUCUAGCCAAGAUGAUCCCCCUAUUUAUGAUGUUUGCUGGUGGACCUAUAGGGACUGGAAAACAAUGGUUUUCCUGGAUACACUUAGAUGACAUUGUAAAUCUGAUAUACGAAGCUCUCCUAAAUCCGGCUUAUGAAGGCGUUAUCAAUGGAACUGCUCCGAACCCUGUUAGACUGGGAGAAAUGUGUGAAAAUCUGGGAAAUGCCAUGGGCCGACCCUCAUGGCUGCCAGUGCCAGACUUCGCACUCAAGGCAGUUCUUGGAGAAGGAGCUAUCGUGGUUUUGGAAGGGCAGAAGGUGCUUCCAACUAGAGCCAAGGAGUUAGGCUUCCGAUUCAAGUAUCCAUACAUAAAGGAUGCUCUAAAAACUAUUUUAUCAUCAUAGAAUACAGGCAGAGAAUUGGGUGUCUAUGAUGUAGUUCGCCUCGUCGUUGAUUGAUGAACACUUGAUAUGGGGGCCAAGUGCUGUGUCAAGCAGAAAACUUUUUGCCAGUAAUUGAAGGAGGAAGUGUGAAUUGAUUUUUGCUCCUUCCUUUUGAGCA
This is a messenger RNA of Beta vulgaris subsp. vulgaris (sugar beet), 1395 nucleotides long. RefSeq names its product epimerase family protein SDR39U1 homolog, chloroplastic. Bases 162 to 1238 code for a protein of 358 amino acids. The record is from RefSeq and is a predicted model, not a curated record. The transcript is spliced from 14 exons. NCBI's taxonomy places the organism in Eukaryota, Viridiplantae, Streptophyta, Magnoliopsida, Caryophyllales, Amaranthaceae.